Molecule: messenger RNA, 453 nt
Organism: Acanthosepion pharaonis
Lineage: Eukaryota; Metazoa; Mollusca; Cephalopoda; Sepiida; Sepiidae
Source: the annotation of a GenBank genome assembly
AUGCGGCCCAGAGAAAAAUGUUUGGGAACCACUGGCUAUCUAUCUAUCUAUCUAUCUAUCUAUCUAUCUAUCUAUCACCGUCUGUUCAUAUCUGUCGACCUAAAUCUGUUCAUAUCUAAGUCUGUUCAUAUCUAUCUAUCUAUCUAUCUAUCUAUCUAUCUAUCUAUCUAUCUCAUUCUGAACCGGACCAUAACGAUUAUCUAUGUAUCCAUCUAUCUAUCUCAUUCUGUUCAUUAUCUAUCUAUCUAUCACUGUCUGUUCAUAUCUGUCUACCUAAAUCUGUUCAUAUCUAUCUAUCUAUCUAUCUAUCUAUCUAUCUAUCUAUCUAUCUAUCUAUCUAUCUAUCUAUCUGUUCAGGACAUAACAAAUAUGAUAUCUGUCCAUAUCUAUCUAUCUAUCUAUCUAUCUAUCUAUCUAUCUAUCUAUAUCUAUCUAUCUCAGUUUGUUUAUUAA